Notolabrus celidotus (New Zealand spotty) is the source of this 2239-nucleotide messenger RNA. It is a transcript of the gene rtf2, whose product is annotated as replication termination factor 2. The coding region runs from base 230 to 1144 and encodes 304 amino acids. Gene Ontology annotation, cellular component: nucleus. The transcript has 9 exons. Lineage: Eukaryota; Metazoa; Chordata; Actinopteri; Labriformes; Labridae. The record is from RefSeq and is a predicted model, not a curated record. Gene Ontology annotation, biological process: mitotic DNA replication termination; site-specific DNA replication termination at RTS1 barrier.
AAUUGAAGUAAUGCCUCCACACCGUGGUUGAAUCUACAAACUACAUCUUGAGGACUUUGAGGUCUUUUUCGUUUUCAACCAGUAGGGGGCGAUAGCAAAAUAAUCGCACAUCCCGCGAGCUUUGCAGUUCUCGUUGUUUGUUUACAACCGGAGUACUUCCUGCUUGCUAACAGCUUUGUCCACAGUUAGCUAACUGGGUUACUGUUUUCACCCAAAGUCCGUUUCCAAGAUGGGAUGUGAUGGAGGAACGAUUCCCAAAAGACACGAGUUGGUGAAAGGACCAAAAAAAGUCGAGAAGGUUGAUAAAAAUGCGGAGUUGGCUGCCAGAUGGAAAUACUGUGCCUUGAGCCAGGAGAGACUCAAACGCCCCAUUGUUUCCUGUGACCUGGGAAGGCUCUACAACAAAGAUGCUGUCAUUGAAUACCUUCUGGACAAGACUGCUGAGAGACCAAAUGCUGAGGCAGUAACCCAUAUCCGUGGGAUUAAGGAUAUCAAGGAACUGAACUUGACUGAUAAUCCAGAGUGGGAGGGAGAGAGAAGAAACACCAAAGGGGACAGAUAUGAGGACAUCAACUGUGGCAUGUUCAUUUGCCCGGUUGUUGGGCUGGAGAUGAACGGCAAGCAUAGGUUUUGUUACCUGCAGACCUGUGGCUGCGUCUUUUCUGACAGAGCCAUGAAGGAGGUGAAGACGGAAAUCUGCCACAAGUGCGGGGACCCAUUUAAAGAUGAGGACGUUGUGGGGCUCAACGGCACAAAGGAGGAGGUGGAGAAGCUGAAGGAGAAGAUGGAGGAGAGGAGGAGCAAAGCCAAAACUAAGAAAUCAAAGAAGAGCAAAGCAGCUGAAAGUGUGACCACACCAUCAGAAUCUAAAGGUGACACACCAUCUCCCCCGGUGGAUGUAGCAGCAGGAAGCUCACUGCAAAAUGGAGAUGAAAGCAGCCAAUCAGCUGUUGACGGACCCUCGGGAUCCUCCAGCGCCUCUAAAGGCUCCAAACUUUCUUCAUCCUCCUCCUCAAAGAGGUCCAUCCAGAAAAGUGAGGAGAAGUCAGAGGUCUUCAAAUCCCUGUUCACCACCCACAGCUCCGCCAAGCGUACCAAAGACCAGACAUCAAACUGGGUCACUCACACCCCCUAUCACUUCUAGUAUCCAUCACUCAGAGCUAAUAUCUACAUAAUUAGAGUCCCAUUAAAGAACCCUCCAAAACCCAUAAAUACACACCCGACGAACACAAACUAACACACACUCAUGAAUGAUCUCCAUGAACUCUUACAAUGUUACAAUAUGUGGGUCCUGUCCCACUCUGCCUCUCUUGUCCCCGGUACUCAAGUGUUUACAUGUUGUGAACAUUUUGUUAAUAGCUCCCUGAGUUGCUCAGACUCUGUGUUAUGCAACCUUCUCCCCCCCUGUGUAUUCUGCAGCAUCACCGUGUCCUCAGUGACAGGUGCUUUGAGAAUUAAUGCUAGGAUGACUUUAUUUUCUCUGUCACUCUGCUGUCUCCUAGUGGACAGAGUGCAGCUUUGUAAAGGGAUUUCUACAUGCUUCAAACUUGUUUCAUCUUGACUUGACAGUUCAGUGACAGUUAAAACACAAAAAGCUGUAUUAUUGUUAACAGGCACAUAUAUAUGUAAUCAUCAUCUAUGAAUAUGCUUGUAGUUUAUAGAUUUUUUCCUAGUUAUAUCCAACAUUAGUACAAACUUAGCCAAGGGGAACAUUUUUUAACAUUAUCAACUUAACAUUAUUAUUAUUUAACAUUAUCUGAGGAUUUUAACGUAAUUUGGGUUGACUGUAUCUUCAAGUGAGUUUGAAACUUAAUUAAAAAAAACAUAAAAAACAGUUGAACAUAUGUUGCUUAAGUGCUGUAUUGAAGCUUCUGAUGCCCGGAGACAAAAAGACAAACAAUAGCUGUGUUGUAACAAUACACAAGGAAGCAUACCUCAGCUCUUUGUUCUUCCUCAUUCUUGAGAAUCUUCAUUAUUUUCCAAACUGUCCAUGUUCUCACCCCUGAUUUUUUUUUUACCCUAAAGAUAAAAUAUGUUGAGUUGGCUUCCUGUUUGAUAGUAAAAUGUAGUGUAAUUGAGUGAUCACAGAUUCUACUCAAUAUCUUCAGAGUUGUUUUUAAAGGAGAUUAAAAUGUGCUUUUCUUUUUUUGCAACAAGUCAGACAUUUUUUUUGUUUUCUGUUUUCGGCAUGUGACAGGAAAAGUCUAAAAUAAAUCUCUGUUGAGUCCUAUUAAAUUGA